AAGGUCCCUCCUUGGGUUUGAGAGGGGGGAAAAAGAUGACGAUACAAACUCUAACUCUGUACGUUCAGGGAGUAUAUUUUGCGGCAAUCCGACUGCCGAAGUCUGCAUCUUCCGUCUCAUCUCUUCCCAGUUUCGACGCCAUGGCCAGCAACUUAGCUUCAUCAGAUAAGCCGAUAUCCGAAAGCUCGUCGAGAUGCCUGACGGAGUGCCUCAGCACGGCACACAAUUUCGAGAUCAUUAGGUUCUCGCUGCUAGAGGGUAUGGGUGCCGGCAAGUUCAUUAGCUCGAGCAAGUUCAGGGUCGGCGGCUAUGACUGGAAGAUCAGGAUCUACCCUGAUGGGUGGAAGGAGGAGGACAAAGCUGCCUACAUGUCCGUGUUCUUGUGUUUCUGCAGUAGGCCAGCACGUGAUGCGAAGGUCAAGUUCACUUUGAGUCUCCUGGCGAAAGAUGGAAAAGUUAGGAGUGUACAUAGCACAACACAUACCUUUCAAGAGACCGGUCAACAGAAAGAAGGUAAUUACUGGGGCUGGAGAGAGUUUAUUGAGAAGCCCAAGCUGCAAGAACUGUUGUCGGUCAAUGAUGACUGCUUCACGAUCAGGUGUGUUUUGACAGUCAUCAAAGAGCCUCACACGGAAGAUGUAAGCACGGUUGUAGUCCCUGUCCCAGAGUCGAACCUGCACGCACACUUUGCAAACAUGCUGAAGGAUGGGAAAGGUGUGGAUGUGAAGUUCAGUGUAGGCGGCCAGCUCUUCAGUGCUCAUAGAUGCGUGUUAGCCGCACGAUCGCCGGUCUUCAAGGCCAAGCUCUAUGGUCAGAUGAAGGAGACCACCAUGAAGUGCGUGAAGAUCGAUGACAUGGAACCUUCUGUCUUCAAGGCACUCCUUCACUUCAUCUACACAGAUUCCCUGCCAAGUAAAAAUCGUGAUGUUGAUGAGAAUACAGCAUUGCAGCACCAGUUGGUCGCCGCAGAUCGGUAUGGGCUGGACAGGCUAAAGGCUAUGUGUGAAGGUAAGCUGUGCCAGAGCAUUGACGUCCAAACAGUCGCAAUCACCCUAGCCCUGGCGGAGCAGCACAACUCCGUGCAGCUAAAAAAUGCUUGCCUUGGAUACCUGUGUUUGCAGGAUGUGCUUCGAGUUGUCAAGGAGACUGAUGGAUUCAAGCAUCUCAUAACAAGCUGUCCAUGGAUUAUGAUGGACAUCUUAGAGAAGGUCGGCCCACCAUCAAGAGUAUGAGCAGUCUGGCUCAGAUCUCAGAGUUUAGUUGAAAGUGUGGAGUCUAGUCGUAUUCUAUUUUAUUCUUUUAUAAUGUGACUUGGUGUCUGGCCUAUCCGUUGAAAGACUGAACUUUUGUUUGAGAAUGCGUUGCUCUGACUUAUUGGCACUAACUAACUAAUCAAAUGAAAUUUAUA
This is a messenger RNA of Brachypodium distachyon (stiff brome), 1408 nucleotides long. RefSeq names its product BTB/POZ and MATH domain-containing protein 1. Lineage: Eukaryota; Viridiplantae; Streptophyta; Magnoliopsida; Poales; Poaceae. The record is from RefSeq and is a predicted model, not a curated record. Gene Ontology annotation, molecular function: protein binding. The coding region runs from base 36 to 1232 and encodes 398 amino acids. The transcript has a single exon. Gene Ontology annotation, biological process: protein ubiquitination.